CCGGGGCCCGCGCUCUCCCCCUGCGGCCGAGAGGUCAGGCUCAUGGCCGGAGCGAACCCUGGAGAGUGCGAGUGCGCGGAGGCUGCGGAGCCCCCGGCCCCGGAGCUCCCGACUCCGGAGCCUCCGGGCCCCGCCGCCCCGCAGAGAACCAGCGACUACUACCGCAUAGACAGGGAUCUGCCGGCCAGGUUCAACAACCCGGCGUGGUUCCGGGGCUACGGGACCAAAGAGCCUGUCUCCGUGUCCAGGACCAGUAACCAGGCUUACGGGAGCAGGGCCCCCAGCGUGCACGAGAUGCCGAAAGUAUUUUAUCCAAAUUCAGAUAAGUUUUCCAGACAACUUGCAGCUGGUGGAAUGUUCCGGAACAAUACUUUGAAUGUCUGUGUGGAGAAGAGCGUUGUGACGGGUCCUGACAACUACAUCACCUCCUAUGACCGGUUCAACUUCCACCCCAGCUACAACGUCCACAAGCCCUCCAUCUGUGACUGAGAGGUCGGGGGUCUCCCGAUGGCAGCAGUGGCGGCCUGAAGUAUUGCCCUCACUCUCCCAUAAUUUGCCCAGCUGUGAACGUGCAGACCUCACUGCUUUCCCUGAAAAUGUUCUCUCUUUACAUUAGAAAAACAUGCAGACAGGGCAGUACCGUGCUACGUUUUAUGUGCUGUUUUACUUCUGUGACGGGAAAGAUGUUAAUGGCUUGACUUUCCAUUAAAAACGUUGCUGUAUCCUGAA
Hyaena hyaena (striped hyena) is the source of this 729-nucleotide messenger RNA. RefSeq names its product chromosome unknown C9orf116 homolog (gene PIERCE1). The coding region runs from base 43 to 489 and encodes 148 amino acids. The transcript has 3 exons. Gene Ontology annotation, cellular component: axonemal microtubule. Gene Ontology annotation, biological process: axoneme assembly. Lineage: Eukaryota; Metazoa; Chordata; Mammalia; Carnivora; Hyaenidae. The record is from RefSeq and is a predicted model, not a curated record.